AUCGCAGAAAGCAAAAGCCUCACGACUAGGAAGGGGAUAGAGAGAGAAACCAGAGAGAAGCCAUCGCCGGCGCUUUCGACCGGCACAGAAGAAAAUUGCAAGUGCCAGUGUACAAACGGAGUGUGGGGUUGGGAAUGGGAGAGAGCGGCAGGGGUCCGGUGAUGGCGCCGCUGAAUGUGGAGAGGGGGGAUCAGGAGAGAUGGAGACACUUCGACAGCUCGGUUAACGCCGUCUCAUUCGGUUUUGUCGCGACCGCCAUUCUCAUCUCCAUGUUCCUCAUAAUGGCCAUCUUCGAGCGCUUCCUCCGCCCCCAAUCUUCGUUUUUUGCCUCCAUCACUGAAGGUGGUGGUGGCGGCGAUGGGAGCCGGAGACGGAGAGGAACAGCUGAUCUUGAGGCCCAGAACCGGGAUGACGUCGGUAAGCUUGAGUACCCCUCUCCUAAGAUGUCAAUUUAUGCUAAAGGCGUUUCUGUUUUGAUGCCUGGCCAUGACGUUCCCACCUUCAUAGCUCACCCGGUUCCUCCCCCUUGCCCACCUGAGGGAAUAGCUUGGCCAUCUCACAAACAGAUCCCACUCAAUGCCUGCUCUUGGGCAAAUUAUUAGGCGCAAACACCGGAUGGAGAGAAUCAUCUGGAUUUCUCUCUGUCUAUAGUAAAAGCGCCGUCAAAGCAUAGCUGCUAUAGUAAAUGUGCUUUGACUGCAUUUUUACUGUAGACAGAGAGAAAUCCGAAUAAUUCUCUCUAUCAUGUGUCUGAACCUAAUAAUUUCUCCUGCUCUUGUGGUUCAAGCUGAAGUCCUGCUCGAAAUUUUUCUGGAUGACGAUGAAAACAAAGGUGCUGCUUUACCUGUGAUUGCCUUGGGUUUUUUGUAUAGCUAUCUAAUUAGAUUCUCCUUUCUUAUUGAGAAGUUCGUUCUGCUGCCCCUGCCACUUCAGAGUAGCGUUCAGUGUGGUGGCUUUGUUGAACAGUUAUUUAGUAUCAAUAGUUAGUCACAUUAAGGUUUCGAUUGGGACGGUUUUUUUGUUGCUUCUUAAAGCACCUUUUUAGUAUAAAAAUUAAAAAUUUAUAAAAAACCGUCCCAAACGAAGCCUAAGAGUUAAUAGGAUCUUUCUUUGACUCCUUUGUUUUGAGAACUAUUGUAAAUGAUCACUCUGCAUUGUUCUGAGAAGGGUUCGUGCAUCAUCCAUUUUAAGGGGAGAUUGUCAGUUGUUCUGUAGUUCUGUGAACUGAUUUUGUAUUAAUCCAUUGCUCAUUGUUAUUAUUAUUAUUGUUA
This is a messenger RNA of Dendrobium catenatum, 1271 nucleotides long. RefSeq lists its product as uncharacterized. Lineage: Eukaryota; Viridiplantae; Streptophyta; Magnoliopsida; Asparagales; Orchidaceae. The record is from RefSeq and is a predicted model, not a curated record. Bases 135 to 602 code for a protein of 155 amino acids. The transcript is spliced from 2 exons.